CCCCCCCCCCGGGCCUGUGCAGGUUUGUCGCACAAACCUCUGCCCCCACCCCCCUGGCUGCACUUCCUCCGUCCGCGGGGACAGCCGGGUCCACACCCUCUCCUUGGCGACGUGGAGGGUGUGGCGCAGGUCCUGACUGCGGUGGCGCCCCCUCUUCAGACGGAGAUCAAGAGGGUCCCAGCGGCCCCUCCUCAGGUUCUCCUGCAGGCCCUGGUGGCCCAGUAUGGCCCCCUGAGGUGAACCAUGACUGGCUGGCCAACACUCACCACUGACCACCUGGAGACGCAGCUCACCAGGAGGUGACCCCUCCUCCACCUGCUCCCCCCCCCCACCCCUCGCAGGAAAGUGCCCGCGCUGCCACGGACACCAUGUAGUAGGGCCGGCCGCGGCGCCCAGUGAGCUGCGAUGGUUUUGUACACGGCCCCCUUUCCCAAUAGCUGUCUGUCCGCCCUGCACGCUGUGUCCUGGGCUCUCCUCUUCCCAUGCUACUGGCUGGCGGACCGGCUCGUGGCCUCCUUCAUCCCCACCACCUAUGAGAAGCGCCAGCGGGCGGACGACCCGUGCUACCUCCAGCUACUCUGCACCGUGCUCUUCACGCCCGUCUACCUGGCCCUCCUAGUUGCCUCGCUGCCCUUCGCCUUUGUCGGGUUCCUCCUCUGGUCCCCACUGCAGUCCGCCCGCCGACCCUACGUCUACUCCCGGCUGGAGGACAAGGGCCCGGCCGGUGGGGCGGCCCUGCUCAGUGAAUGGAAGGGUACGGGUCCUGGCAAAAGCUUCUGCUUUGCCACUGCCAACCUCUGCCUCCUCCCGGACUCGCUGGCCAGGCUCAACAAUGUUUUCAACACCCAAGCACGGGCCAAAGAGAUCGGGCAGAGAAUCCGCAACGGCGCCAGUCGGCCCCAGAUCAAAAUCUACAUUGAUUCGCCCACCAACACCUCCAUCAGUGCGGCCAGCUUCAGCAGCCUGGUGUCACCACAGGGCAGCGAUGGCGUGGCCCGGGCUGUCCCUGGGAGCAUUAAGAGGACGGCCUCUGUGGAAUACAAGGGUGACGAGGCUGCCAACGGCCCGGCCUCUGGGGAGGCGGCCGAGGGCGGUAGCCUGGAGGACGCCUGCAUCGUGCGCAUCGGAGGCGGAGGCGAGGAGGGGGGCCGGCCCCCCGAAGCCGAUGACACCGCCACUGGGGCCCAAGCCAGGAAUGGGGCUGGCGGGGCCCCACAGGGCCAGACGCCCAACCACAGUCAACAGGACGGGGACUCGGGGAGCCUGGGCAGCCCGGGCAGCCCCUCAGCCUCCAGGGAGUCCCUGGUGAAGGUGCGGGCCGCAGUGGACAGCGGCGGCAGCGGGGAGCCGGGCGCCACCAACAGCAAGCUCCCCUACAAGGCCUCCGGGGCGAAGAAGACAGCCGCACGCAAGAGGCGGCACCCGGACGAGGCCUUUGACCACGAGGUGUCCGCUUUCUUCCCCGCCAACCUGGACUUCCUGUGUCUGCAGGAGGUGUUUGACAAGCGGGCAGCCGCCAAGUUGAAAGACCAGCUGCAUGGCUACUUCGAGUACAUUCUGUACGACGUCGGGGUCUACGGCUGCCAAGGCUGCUGCAGUUUCAAGUGUCUCAACAGCGGCCUCUUCUUUGCCAGCCGCUACCCCAUCAUGGACGUGGCCUAUCACUGUUACCCCAACGGGCGGCGCUCCGACGGCCUGGCCUCCAAAGGAGCGCUGUUUCUCAAGGUGCAGGUGGGAAGCACACCUCAGGACCAAAGAAUUGUCGGGUACAUCUCCUGCACGCACCUGCAUGCCCUGCCAGAGGACAGUGCCAUCCGGUGUGAGCAGCUGGACCUGCUUCAGGACUGGCUGGCUGAUUUCCGAAAAUCUACCUCCUCGUCCAGCACAGCCAACCCCGAGGAGCUGGUGGCGUUUGAUGUCAUCUGCGGAGAUUUUAACUUUGACAACUGCUCCUCAGAUGACAAGCUGGAGCAGCAGCACUCCCUGUUUACACACUACAAGGACCCCUGCCGCCUGGGGCCCGGAGAGGAGAAGUCCUGGGCCAUCGGUACCCUGCUGGACACAGACAACCUCUACGACGAGGAAGUAUGCACCCCUGACAAUCUGCAAAAGGUCUUGGAGAGCGAGGAAGGCCGCAGGGAGUACCUGGCCUUCCCCACCAGCAAGAGCCCCGGGGUGGGCCAGAAGGGACGCAAGGACCUGCUCAAAGGCAACGGCAGGCGCAUCGACUACAUGCUAUAUGCGGAGGAGGGGCUGUGCCCGGACUGGAAGGCCGAGGUGGAAGAAUUCAGUUUUAUCACCCAGCUGUCUGGCCUGACUGACCACCUUCCAGUGGCCAUGCGGCUGAUGGUGUCUUCAGGAGAGGAAGAGGCAUAGACCAGCCACGUCAUUCCGAGCAGUGGGGCCUCUGCCAGCCCUUUGAGCCGCAGCACCUCUCUGGCCAUGUCCUCUCCAGCGAGUGCCCCUGGUGCUGGGGGAGGAGGGCAGGGACCCGGGGGGAGCCUCGGUCAGUCCCGGGUGAGCUGGAACCAGCGCCGUCCUGCACCUCUGGGCACUCACCGUGGACGGAGGAGUCAGGCCGGCCUUGGGAGCCGCAGCUGCCCAACAGUGCCAUUCUUUCGAAACGUGAUUUUCUACAAAUCUACAGCACAACCUAGUUUGUAACCCGGGGGUUAGUAUGAGAACCGGGUUUCGUACUCUUUGUAUCUCUUCUCAAGCUUCGUCCAGGGUUCAUUAUUUUUGUCUGCUGCCAUGUUGUGUCGCAUGCCUGCACCCUCGCAUGCACGCUGCCCGCAUGUCACAUGCCACGCCGUAGCCACACAGACCCCUCGCUCGGGCCUCACCCAAGGCCAAACUCCAAACACGAUCAGAACCAGCCAAAGAAGCAUUUCUGGGCACAGGGCCACAAGUUCCCGCCUCCAGCCCAGACGGCUAGCAAGCAGGGACCGUGAGGGCUAUGUCCAGUUACCAGCAAGGCCGGGCUCUUCCCAGGGUCUUGCAUUCAAGGGCGAUUACAUUUUAAAAAGAAAAACAGAAAAAGUUAAGAAAACCACCCUUCACUUUAGAGGGUCUGCAAACCAUGAGGGAGAACACUGCUUGGGGUCCCCUCUCCCAGCCAAACAGGGCCCCAGAGGCUCCCCCAAGAGACUUCAAAGUGGGCAGAGGGAAUCUGAGGAGAGGGCCAGGGGGACUUCAGGUUUUCCAAAUGAUAGAUUUAUAGCUUUUCUGUCAAAACCAACGCAUCCUCUUCUUUCUGCCUGAUCCCAUUUCCCUUCUGGACACCUCUCUGGUUUGGGACCAAGCUUUCCCUGGCAGAGCUCAGGAACUGUCUGCCUGCCUCUGGGUGAGGCUGCAGCUCUGUCAUCCCAGGCCCAACCUGAAAGGCGACCCAGGGGCCCUGGAUGAAGGGCAGGAAGCCAAGGUGCAGACCGGCCUGUCCCCUCACCCUCACCAGUGUGGAGGCUGGGGGUAAAGGCCGGGGGCCACUGCUUGCCUGGGGCAGCGAGUGGUACUGGUUGGCAUCCAGGCCCGUAGAUACCCACUCUGCCACCAUGUGACCAGGACCAGACCUGGGUACUGGGCAGGAACUGGCAGAGCCCGCAGGUGAGGUCCGCAGCUCCCCUCUCCAUGGCAGCACUGCCUCUGCCUACCUGCCUUUUUUAAACACACCUGGGGAUGCUCCCCACAGUCACGCAAGGGAGGCUGGUGUCUGUUUCCCAGUACAAGGACCCUCCAACUCGGAGGACUGUUCUUGACAACCCCCACUGUCACCUCUCCUCGAAGCGCCCUGACCUUGUGCCCACCUGGCUCAGAGCCAGCUCUGCCCAGCGAGGCUGGGGAGUGCACCAGGACCCUUCGAAUACUAGAAGCCUCCUGGUGCCGGCGCGCUGAUGCUGUGCCUUGUCACCCACCUGAGCUGCAAGAGGGAUCAAGACGGGGGCCAAGCAGCCAGCCAGAGGCUCUUCAGAACCAUACACACGGGGGCACUGGUUUGUUCAGGGCAGUGUCUGGGCUGAGGGCUUUGCUGCCAGGAGCAUUCCCUGACCAAGCCCUCCAGCCCCACCCUGAGUCCAGAGCCAGGACGGGCUGCUCAACCCUGAGCACACAGUCCCACCUGGACUCUCUGCUGUGCCUCUCCUCUGAGGGCCUGGCCUCCAGGGCCCUGGCUAGGCUCCGUGGGGUCAGAGGGGCCCCCACUCCCAGGAGCAGCCAGGAAUCUCUGCUCACAUAGGCAGGGCCCAACUGAACACGCUCGAUGCCUGGAUGGCAGGACUGAGCCAAGGCCUUCAGGCUUCGAGUCAGCCGUGUCCAGGAGAACAGGAGAGACAGAGGCCAGGGUUCCUGAAGCAGAGAAACGCUGGCCCAGCCUCCAUCCCUCCGAGGAGCCACCUCCCUCCCAGGGCAGCUCUCCGGGAGCCGCGGCACAGGGGGCACAUGCUUCUCUCCCUACUCACAGGGCGGCCUUAGGCAAGUCAUACCUCCCUGUGCCUCGGUCAUUUCCUGUCCUAACAAGGUCGCCUCUGCCCAGCCUGGCCCUGGCAUCUGGAGCCGGGCCAGCCUGCAUCCCACCUCCCCUCGCCCGUCCCUCUGGCGCAGCCUCAGCACUGAGGCCACGACUGCCCAACCACACGUUUCAUCAAGGCUGUGGACUCCUAGGACCAUGCACAAGCCAGACUUUUCCAUUUUGAUUUUUUAUAAAAGAGAAAACACUAUCAGGAUCUCAGAUUCUGUGGCAUCUAGGCCUAGGAGGGGUGGACACAGGGGUCAUCCAAAUCCCCACCCAAGGCCCCACGCCUGCCCCAGGCCCAGCCUCCUCCACAGAAGCCAGGAGGCAGGGGUCAGCUUCGGAAGGAAACGGUCAUUUCCAUUUGUCCAAACCACCUUGAGUUUUAAAGUAUGAAUAUUAACCUUGAUGCUUUUUAACUAUUGUAUUAACUUGCUGAGAUUUAGAAAUACUGUUUUAAAGGAAAAAAAAACAAUUUUUUAAUUUCUGUAUUUUUUUCUGUAUUGUAUCCUCAUGGGACAUUAGGGGUUUUAUAUGGUAAGCACACCUAAGGUUUUGGUAAAAAUAUUAUCAAAUAUAUAUCCAGACGAUUCUUCCCUAGGAGAAAAACAAUCUUUACACCUGAUAAAAAUAUUUUGAAAAGAGAGGUGUUUUUUCCCUUUACUGGUGCUGAACGGAAGGAUGGAUAAUAAGAAAAUAAAACUGUGAGGCUCAA
Zalophus californianus (California sea lion) is the source of this 5219-nucleotide messenger RNA. RefSeq names its product sphingomyelin phosphodiesterase 3 (gene SMPD3). The record is from RefSeq and is a predicted model, not a curated record. Gene Ontology annotation, molecular function: sphingomyelin phosphodiesterase activity. The transcript has 9 exons. Gene Ontology annotation, cellular component: cytoplasm; extracellular region. Gene Ontology annotation, biological process: sphingomyelin metabolic process. NCBI's taxonomy places the organism in Eukaryota, Metazoa, Chordata, Mammalia, Carnivora, Otariidae. Bases 406 to 2376 code for a protein of 656 amino acids.